AUGACAUCUAUCUAUCUAUCUAUCUAUCUAUCUAUCUAUCUAUCUAUCCCAGCAAUGUUCAUAUCUAUCUAUCUAUCUAUCUAUCUAUCUAUCUAUCUAUCUAUCUAUCUAUCCCAGCAAUCUUCAUAUCUAUCUAUCUAUCUAUCUAUCUAUCUAUCUAUCUAUCUAUCUAUCUAUCUAUCUAAUCUCAUGACAUUUCUUUUAACUAUUUCUUUUUUUCUUUCUCUCUCUGGCCCAGAUUAUAUUUUCUUUCUUUCUUUCUUUCUUUCUUUUUCUUUCUUUCUUUCUUUCUUUCUUUUCUUCGUUCUCAUUAUUUCUAUCUUUUCUUGGAUUUUUCUUUCUUUCUUUCAUUUCUUUCUUUCUUUCUUUAUUUCAUUUCUUGCUUUCUUUUUUUUUUUUUUUCUUUCUUUUAUUUCUUCCUUCUUUUUUCUUUCUUUUCUUUCUUUUCUUUCUUCAAUCAUUCAUUUAUUCAUUCUUUUCUUUUCAUUUCUUUUCUUUCUUUUUUCUUUCUUUCUUUCUUUCUUCCUUCUUUUUCUUUUUUUUUUUCUUUUCUUCAAUCAUUCAUUUAUUCAUUCUUUCUUUCAUUUCUUUCUUUUCUUUUAUUUUUUUCAUUUCUUUUUCUUUUCUUUUUUUUUCUUUCUUUCUUUCUUUUCUUUUUUUUUUUUUUCUUUCUUUUUCAAUCAUUUUUUUUCAUUCUUUCUUUCUUUUUUCUUUCUUUCUUCAAUCAUUCAUUUAUUCAUUCUUUUUUCAUUUUUUUUUUCUUUCUUUUUUCUUUCUUUUUUUUUUCUUUUUCUUUAUUUUCAUUCUUUCUUUCUUUCUUUCUUUUUUUUUUCUUUCUUUCAUUCUUCAAUCAUUCAUUUAUUCAUUUUUCUUUUUUCUUCUUUCUUUCUUUUUUUCUUCUUUUCUUUCUUUCUUUCUUUCUUCAAUCAUUCAUUUAUUCAUUCUUUCUUUCAUUUCUUUUUUUCAAUCUUUUUUCAAUUUUCUUUUUUCUUUUUUUUCUUUCUUUUUUUUUUUUUUCUUUUCUUUCAUUCUUUAUUCAUUUCUUUUUUCUUUUUUUUCUUUCUUUCUUUUUCAAUCAUUCAUUUAAUCAUUCUUUCAUUUUCAUUUCUUUAUUUCAUUUCUUUUUUCUUUUUUUUUCUUUCUUUCUUUCUUUCUUUCUUUCUUCUUUUUUUUUUUUUUUCUUUCUUUCUUUUUCUUCAAUCAUUCAUUUAUUCAUUCUUUCUUUUUUCUUUUUUCUUUCUUUUCUUUCUUUCUUCAAUCAUUCAUUUUAUUCAUUUCAUUCUUUCAUUUUUCUUUCUUUUUCUUUUUUCUUUUUUUCUUUCUUUCUUUCUUUCUUUUUUUUCCAAUUUUCAUUUAUUCAUUUAUUUCUUUCAUUUCUUUCUUUCUUUUUUUUUCUUUUUUCUUUUUUUUCUUGCUUUCUUUUCUUUCUUCAAUCAUUUAUUUAUUUCUUUCUUCCUUUUUUUUUUUUUUUUUCUUUUUUCUUUCUUUCUUUCUUCAAUCAUUCAUUUAUUCAUUCUUUUUCUUUCUUUUUUUCUUUUUUUUUUCUUUUUCUUUCUUUUUUUCUUUCUUUUUUCUUUCACUUUUUCUUUCUUUUCUUUUUUUUCUUCAAUCAUUCAUUUAUUCAUUCUUUCUUUCUUUUUUUUUUUUCUUUUUUUUUUUUUCUUCAAUCAUUUCAUUUAUUCAUUCUUUUCUUUCUUUCUUUCUUUUUUAUUUUUUUCUUGCUUUCUUUUUUUUUGCUUUCUUUCUUUCUUUCUUUCUUUCUUUUCUUUUUCUUUCUUUUCUUUCUUUCUUUCUUCAAUCAUUCAUUUAUUCAUUUUUUUCUUUUUUUUUUUUUUUUCUUUCUUUCUUUCUUUCUUUCUUUCUUCAAUCAUUAAUUUAUUCAUUCUUUCUUUCAUUUCUUUCUUUCUUUUUUCUUUCUUUCUUUCUUUCUUUCUUUCUUUCUUCCUUCCUUCUUUUUCUUUCUUUCUUUCUUUCUUUCUUCAAUCAUUCAUUUAUUCAUUCUUUCAUUUCUUUCUUUCUUUAUUUCAUUUCUUGCUUUCUUUCUUUUUUCUUGCUUUCUUUCUUUCUUUCUUCUUUUUCUUUCUUUCUUUCUUUCUUUCUUUCUUCAAUCAUUCAUUUAUUCAUUCUUUCUUUCUUUUUUCUUUCUUUCUUUCUUUCUUUCUUUCUUCAAUCAUUCAUUUACUCAUUCUUUCUUUCAUUUCUGGCUUUCUUUCUUUUUUUUGCUUUCUUUCUUUCUUUCUUUCUUUCUUCCCACUUUUUCUUUCUUUCUUUCUUUCUUUCUUUCUUCAAUCAUUCAUUUAUUCACUCUUUCUUUCUUUUUUCUUUCUUUCUUUCUUUCUUUCUUCAAUCAUUCAUUUAUUCAUUCUUUCUUUCAUUUCUUUCUUUCUUUAUUUAUUUCAUUUCUUGCUUUCUUUCUUUUUUCUUUCUUUCUUUAUUUCUUCCUUCUUUUUCUUUCUUUCUUUCUUUCUUUCUUCAAUCACUUAUUCAUUCAUUCUUUCUUAUUUCUUUCUUUCUUUCUUUCUUUCUUUCUUCAAUCAUUCAUUUAUUCAUUCUUUCUUUCAUUUCUUUCUUUCUUUAUUUCAUUUCUUGCUUUCUUUCUUUUUUCUUUCUUUCUUUCUUUCUUUAUUUCUUCCUUCUUUUUCUUUCUUUCUUUCUUUCUUUCUUUCUUCAAUCAUUCAUUUAUUCAUUCUUUCUUUUUUCUUUCUUUCUUUCUUUCUUUCUUUCUUCAAUCAUUCAUUUAUUCAUUCUUUCUUUCAUUUCUUUCUUUCUUUAUUUAUUUCAUUUCUUGCUUUCUUUCUUUUUUCUUUCUUUCUUUCUUUCUUUUUUCCUUCUUUUUCUUUCUUUCUUUCUUUCUUUCUUCAAUCAUUCAUUUAUUCAUUCUUUCUUUCUUUCUUUCUUUCUUCAAUCAUUCAUUUAUUCAUUCUUUCUUUCAUUUCUUUCUUUCUUUAUUUAUUUCAUUUCUUGCUUUCUUUCUUUUCCUUUUUUCUUUCUUUCUUUCUUUCUUUCUUUCUUCCUUCUUUUUCUUUCUUUCUUUCUUUCUUCAAUCAUUCAUUUAUUCAUUCUUUCUUUCAUUUCUUUCUUUCUUUCUAUAUUUCAUUUAUUGCUUUCUUUCUUUCUUUCUUUCUUUCUUUCUUUCUUAAAUCAUUCAUUUAUUCAUUCUUUCUUUCAUUUCUUUCUUUCUUUCUUUAUUUCAUUUCUUGCUUUCUUUCUUUUUUCUUGCUUUCUUUCUUUCUUUCUUUCUUCCUUCUUUUUCUUUCUUUCUUUCUUUCUUCAAUCAUUCAUUUAUUCAUUCUUUCUUUCUUUUUUCUUUCUUUCUUUCUUUCUUCAAUCAUUCAUUUAUUCAUUCUUUUUUUCAUUUCUUUCUUUCUUUCUUUAUAUCAUUACAUUUCUUGCUUUCUUUCUUUUUUCUUUUUUCUUUCUUUCUUUCUUUCUUUCUUUCUUUCUUUCUUCAGUCAUUCAUUUAUUCAUUCUUUCUUUCAUUUCUUUCUUUAUUUCAUUUCUUGCUUUCUUUCUUUUUUCUUGCUUUCUUUCUUUCUUUCUUCCUUCUUUUUCUUUCUUUCUUUCUUUCUUUCUUUCUUUCUUUCUUCAAUCAUUCAUUUAUUCAUUCUUUCUGUCAUUUCUUUAUUUAUUUAUUUCAUUUCUUGCUUUCUUUCUUUUUUCUUGCUUUCUUUCUUUCUUUCUUUCUUUCUUUCUUUCUUUCUUUCUUCCUUCCUUCUUUUUCAUUCUUUCUUUCUUUCUUUCUUCAAUCAUUCAUUUAUUCAUUCUUUCUUUCUUUUUUCUUUCUUUCUUUCUUCAAUCAUUCAUUUACUCAUUCUUUCUUUCUUUUUUCGUUCUUUCUUUCUUUCUUUCUUUCUUUCUUUCUUCAAUCAUUCAUUUAUUCAUUCUUUCUUUCAUUUCUUUCUUUCUUUAUUUAUUUCAUUUCUUGCUUUCUUUCUUUUUUCUUUCUUUCUUUCUUUCUUUAUUUCUUCCUUCUUUUUAUUUCUUUCUUUCUUUCUUUCUUCAAUCAUUCAUUUAUUCAUUCUUUCUUUUUUCUUUCUUUCUUUCUUUCUUUCUUUCUUUCUUUCUUUCUUUCUUUCUUCAAUUAUUCAUUUAUUCAUUCUUUCUUUCAUUUCUUUCUUUAUUUCAUUUCUUGCUUUCUUUCUUUUUUCUUGCUUUCUUUCUUUCUUUCUUUCUUUCUCCCUUCUUUUUCUUUCUCUCUUUCUUUCUUUCUUCAAUCAUUCAUUUAUUCAUUCUUUCUUUCUUUUUUCUUUCUUUCUUUCUUUCUUUCUUUCUUUCUUUCUUUCUUUCUUUCUUUCUUUCUUCAAUCAUUCAUUUAUUCAUUCUUUCUUUCUUUUUUCUUUCUUUCUUUCUCUCUUCCUUUCUUUCUUUCUUUCUUUCUUCAAUCAUUCAUUUAUUCAUUAUUUUCUUCCUUCUUUUUCUUUCUUUCUUUCUUUCUUUUUUCUUCUUUCUUUUUCUUUCUUUCUUUCUUUCUUCAAUCAUUCAUUUAUUCAUUCUUUCUUUCUUUCUUUCAUUUCUUUCAUUUCUUUCUUUCUUUCUUUCUUCAAUCAUUCAUUUAUUCAUUCUUUCUUUCAUUUCUUUCUUUCUUUAUUUCAUUUCUUGCUUUGUUUCUUUCUUCCUUCUUUUUCUUUCUUUCUUUCUUUCUUCAAUCAUUCAUUUAUUCAUUCUUUCUUUCUUUUUUCUUUCUUUCUUUCUUUCUUUUUUUCUUCAAUCAUUCAUUUAUUCAUUCUUUCUUUCAUUUCUUUCUUUCUUUCUUUAUUUCAUUUCUUGCUUUUUUUCUUUUUUCUUUCUUUCUUUCUUUCUUCCUUCUUUUUCUUUCUUUCUUUCUUUCUUCAAUCAUUCAUUUAUUCAUUCUUUCUUUCAUUUCUUUCUUUCUUUCUUUAUUUCAUUUCUUGCUUUCUUUCUUUUUUCUUUCUUUCUUUCUUCCUUCUUUUUCUUUCUUUCUUUCUUUCUUUCUUCAAUCAUUCAUUUAUUCAUUCUUUCUUUCUUUUUUCUUUAUUUCUUUCUUACUUUCAUUUCUUGCUUUCUUUCUUUUUUCUUUCUUUCUUUUUUCUUUCUUUCUUUCUUUCUUUCUUCCUUCUUUUUCUUUCUUUCUUUCUUCCUUCUUUUUCUUUCUUUCUUUCUUUCUUCAAUCAUUCAUUUAUUCAUUCUUUCUUUCUUUUUUCUUUCUUUCUUUCUUUCUUUCAUUUCUUGCUUUCUUUCUUUUUUCUUUCUUUCUUUCUUUCUUUCUUCCUUCUUUUUCUUUCUUUCUUUCUUUCUUUCUUUCUUCAAUCAUUCAUUUAUUCAUUCUUUCUUUCUUUUUUCUUUUCUUUUUUCUUUUUUCUUUUUUUUUUUCUUUCUUUUUUUUUUCUUUCUUUUCUUUUCUUUUCUUUCUUUCUUUCUUUCUUUCUUCCUUUUUCUUUUCUUUCUUUCUUUUUUCUUCAAUCAUUCAUUUAUUCAUUUUUCUUUCUUUCUUUCAUUUCUUUCAUUUCUUUCUUUCUUUCUUUCUUUCUUUCUUCAAUCAUUCAUUUAUUCAUUCUUUCUUUCUUUCUUUCAUUUCUUUCAUUUCUUUCUUUCUUUCUUUCUUUCUCUCUUUCUUUCUUCAAUCAUUCAUUUAUUCAUUCUUUCUUUCAUUUCUUUCUUUCUUUCUUUAUUUCAUUUCUUGCUUUCUUUCUUUUUUCUUUCUUUCUUUCAUUUCUUUCUUUCUUUCUUUCUUAG
Molecule: messenger RNA, 5694 nt
Organism: Acanthosepion pharaonis
Lineage: Eukaryota; Metazoa; Mollusca; Cephalopoda; Sepiida; Sepiidae
Source: the annotation of a GenBank genome assembly